UUUGACUGAGAGGCGGAUCCAGCGGGUGGUGCUUUCUCUGACAGGAGGAAGAAGGCUUGUGACUGGCAGCGGCUUCCCGACCCUCAAAAGCCGGCUGUUCUUUCGCUACUUAAUUUAUAAAAUACUGGGAUCUAUGGCUACCAAAGGGAUGAGUCUCUGCAAUGUGUGCUGCCUGUUUCUUUAUGUUAUCACGGCGGUGCUUGCGGGGCGAGAUUUCUAUAAUAUCUUAGGGGUGAGCAAGAGUGCAUCGAUCAGGGACAUCAAGAAGGCCUACAGAAAGCUGGCUCUCCAGUUACACCCCGACAGAAACCCAGACGACCCAAAAGCUCAAGACAAAUUUGCAGACUUGGGAGCAGCCUAUGAGGUGCUCUCAGAUGAGGAGAAAAGGAAACAGUAUGACGAGUACGGAGAAGAUGGACUCAAAGAGGGUCACCACGGCUCACACAACGAUAUCUUCUCCAGCUUCUUCGGUGACUUUGGGUUCAUGUUUGGAGGCAACAGACAGCAACAGGACAGGAACAUCCCCAGAGGAAAUGACAUCAUACUAGACCUGGAGGUCACACUUGAAGAGGUGUACUCUGGGAACUUUGUUGAGGUCGUACGUGUGAAGCCUGUAGCCAAAGAAGCCCCCGGCAAGAGGAAGUGUAACUGCAGACAGGAGAUGAGGACGACGCAGCUCGGGCCUGGCCGCUUCCAGAUGACUCAGGAGAUGGUGUGCGAUGAGUGUCCCAAUGUAAAGCUGGUAAAUGAAGAGAGAACCUUGGAGGUAGAAAUUGAACAGGGAGUGAGAGAUGAAAUGGAGUACCCUUUCAUUGGAGAAGGGGAACCUCACAUCGAUGGCGAACCUGGAGAUCUACGAUUCCGCAUCAAAGUGUUGAAACAUCCUGUGUUUGAACGCAGAGGAGAUGACCUGUACACCAACGUCACCAUCUCCCUGGUGGAGGCACUGGUCGGCUUUGAGAUGGACAUUACACAUUUGGAUGGACACAAGGUCCAUAUUGUGAGAGAUAAGAUCACCAAGCCCGGCGCUCGCAUGUGGAAGAAAGGAGAGGGCCUGCCAAACUUUGACAACAUCAACAUCCGAGGUUCCCUCAUCAUCACCUUCGAUGUGGAGUUUCCUCUGACACAGCUCGAUGAACAGCAGAAAGAUGGUAUUCGGGGCCUUCUGAAGCAGGGCUCGGUACAGAAGAUUUACAAUGGACUACAAGGAUACUAACACACCGACAGACACGGUCUGGACUGAGUUAUCUGCCACACACACACACACACACCUUCAUUCAACAGGAGGGUGCUCCGUCAUUCUGGCCAGGGUGUAUUUAUUAUUUUCAAAUUGUUCUCAGGAUGGCUUGAAUCCAAUUUGUUUUUACUUUAUAAUGUUCUACAGUUUGACAGAAGUGGCACAAUUGCAGACGUUUUAUUUGAAGUGUAUAAAUGGAAAGAAUGACAUGUCUUUGUACUUUUUUUUUUUUUGUCCCUACAAUAAGGCCUUUUUGUUUAUUUUAAAAAUUUAAUUCACUUAAGAUCAAACAAACACUGUCUACUAAUGUGUCAACCACUGUACCUUUCUGGAGAAGACACUCUGGUACAGCCCACUUCUUCUGCUGAAGGAUGAGCUACUGACUAACUGGACAUCUGAAGAAGAAAAUCCCCUACCAACGUUUGAACGACUUUCAACCUGUGCAAGACCAGAACUUGGUUCUUUCUUUAAUUAGUUUUAUGAAUGUAACAGCUUCACCUGUUGAGUUAUGAAACUGUUCUGGUCAGAUUCCUGUUCAUUAAUACUUUGUAAAUAGGGAAGAACAAAGCUCACCUGUUGUGUUUUAGUUUUCCUUUUUUAUGUUGCCUCUUAUUUGUCUGUCUACAUUUGACAUAUUGCGACAGGAGAGCUGUCGGCAUUGCACAACCCCCAGGUUCACUGUGACCUCUUAAAUAAACCAGUGAAGUUUUAUUAUUUUGGAGGAAUGGGUGCAGUUUGCACAUCCUCCACUGUACUCUCCACAGUAGAACAGUUUUGUUCCACGCACCUCUGACACUCACCCUGUCCAGGCCGAACACCUCUAACUCAAAGGGACUUCAGACCAGGAAGUGUCAGCAUCCCUGUCGGGUUUUGCUGUUCCUGACUGGUAACAGUUUGGUUUUAUUGAUGGCUUGAUUGGUUUAUAAUGAGAGAAGGGGAAUCCUACCCUUCGCUCUGUUUUUACUAUCAACUGCAACGCUGCCUCCCAAUUUUAUGAGAGUGUCAUGGCCUUAAAUGUGAAUUAUUUGGCCGUUUUUACUGAGCGUUCUAGGGGAUAAUGUACUUUUGACUGACAAUAUCAAUAAAGAUUUCUACAAAUUCUGAUGAGAUGUCAUACCCCAAAUUCACCAGCAGAUGACAUCAGAGUCUAGUUAAUGGCCAUUAGUGAGUAACCCUGACCUCCAAGGAGUCGUACAGCUGCAGUGAGUGUUGUGAGACAGGAUAUGGGACUUUUCUUUCCCUGAAUUUAGCCUGUCAGGUUGCACACCACGGCUAUGAUUCGAAUGUAGCCACGGAGAAAGAGCUUCCUGAGAUGUCAAACUGUGAGAGAGGGCUGUGCCGCACGUCCAUCGGGUGUUCCUCACUGUUGGUUUCAAUUUGUUGUUUAAUUAUGGUUUUGAUUUAAUGAUUUGUAAAAAUCAGUAAAUGUAUGUAAGGUUUCACCUAAUGAAACAACAUUUAAAGCUCCAUUGUGUGACUUGUGUAGGAGCAGAUUUCUGAGGGAAAUUACCUGAUCUUUAAUCAAGUUGAAAAGCUGCCUGCAUCAGUGUGUGCUCAUGUAUCUUAAUGUUUCUUAGGAUCAAUUUGACUGUGACAUGUUGCCCAGCUGGGGUUAGGCAUGUAGUAGUGAUGGUUAAACCUGCAUUAAUUGAUGUUUUGGCCACCUGGGGGCAGUACAAUAAACUGUAAACACAUAAUUGA
Messenger RNA from Siniperca chuatsi (mandarin fish), 2938 nucleotides. RefSeq names its product DnaJ heat shock protein family (Hsp40) member B11 (gene dnajb11). Gene Ontology annotation, molecular function: misfolded protein binding. Gene Ontology annotation, biological process: protein maturation; protein folding. The coding region runs from base 134 to 1216 and encodes 360 amino acids. Gene Ontology annotation, cellular component: endoplasmic reticulum. Lineage: Eukaryota; Metazoa; Chordata; Actinopteri; Centrarchiformes; Sinipercidae. The record is from RefSeq and is a predicted model, not a curated record. The transcript is spliced from 10 exons.